This is a messenger RNA of Effrenium voratum, 5346 nucleotides long. The record is from the annotation of a GenBank genome assembly. NCBI's taxonomy places the organism in Eukaryota, Dinophyceae, Suessiales, Symbiodiniaceae.
AUGGGCCUGGCGGCAUCGGAGGCGUGCGGGAUGCUGAGCGGGAGGAGAGACCACAGCCUCCAGGCAGGGCCCAUGGACAUGCUGAUGGCUGCCGCCCAGGCAGCGCGCACGGGCAUGCCGAUGGCUACCGCCCAGGCAGCGCCCAUGGGCAUGCCGAUGGCUACCGCUGAGGCAGCGCCCACGGGCAUGCCGAUGGCUACCGCCCAGGCAGCGCCCAUGGCCAUGCCGAUGGCUACCGCCCAGGCAGCGCCCAUGGGCAUGCCGAUGGCUACCGCCGAGGCAGCGCCCACGGGCAUGCCGAUGGCUACCGCCCAGGCAGCGCCCAUGGGCAUGCCGAUGGCUACCGCCCAGGCAGCGCCCAUGGGCAUGCCAAUGGCUACCGCUGAGGCAGCGCCCACGGGCAUGCCGAUGGCUACCGCUCAGGCAGCGCCCAUGGGCAUGCCGCUGGCUACCGCCCAGGCAGCGCCAAUGGGCAUGGCUGCCGCCCAGGCAGCGCCAAUGGGCAUGGCUACCGCGCAGGCAGCGCCCGUGGGCAUGCCGAUGGCUACCGCCCAGGCAACGCCGGUGACGGAGCAGCAAGCGCGGAUGGAGCUGCCGGGGAAGCGAAAGAGCUUGCUGGUGGGCAUCAACUACUACGGGACCCAGGCUGAGCUCAGUGGAUGCGUGGCCGACGUCAAGAGGAUGCGGCCCUUGUUGGAGCAGCACGGCUUCCCAAGUUCCGAGGACUGUCAGAUGGUGCUCUUGGACGAGCCUGGCUGGCCCAAGCCGCCCACCAAGGCGAAUUUGCAGCGAGCCAUCCGAUGGCUCACCCAGGAUGUACAAACAGGAGACGCUUUGUUCUUUCAUUACUCUGGUCACGGCGGGCGCGAAGAGUCCUAUACCGCCGCCAGCGGCUACGUGGAGACCAUUUGUCCCGAGGACUACGAGGUGGAGGGGAUGCUUUUGGACACUGAGCUCUUCGACACCUUGGUGAGGCCUUUGCCCGCCGGGUGCCGCUUGACCUGUCUCAUGGACUGCUGCCACAGCGGCGGUGUGCUGAACCUUCCCUACCUCUUCACUGGCACCCAAGAGAACCUGAAGCAAGCCCUGGCCGGCAAGGCGGUGUCCAUGGCGAUGUCCAAGGACUGGAUACGGGACCUCCGGGCGAUGCAGUCCGGCGACCCGGUGGCCUUCCUGCAGGACGCGGCCUCUAUGGGCCUCGGCCUUUGGGGCCUCUGGAAGCAGCGCAAAGCGGCCGAGAAUGCCGACAGCAGCGGCUUCGCUACCGACGAGGAGGAGAACGUGGGCCUCGCCGUGGGGGAGGUGGUUGCGAUCACCGGCUGCCGCUCCGAUCAAACCAGUGCGGAUGUGGGGGACGUCCAGGCGCAGUUCCGCGUGCAGAACGGGCGUGGCUCCUUGCAGACGGCCGGUCGCAUCGGCAAGGCCGGGGGCGCCCUCACCGCGGUGUUCCUGGAAUCCCUCAAGGAUGCAGAGUCCUUCACCUACCUCACCCUGCUGGAGAGGAUCCGGGCGCGUCUGGAGGAGGAGGACUUUGAUCAGGUGCCCCAGCUGGCCACGUCGCUGCUCAUCGAGUUGAAUCAGCCCUUCUCCCUGGCGACGGUCUCUUUGCCCAGCCAGCCCAGCGCCAGCGCGCCCGGCGCCCGCUCCGCCGGGGGCGAUGGCAGCGGCAUGGCAUCCGCGGUAGGCUCCUCGGCGCUGCUGGCGGGAUUUAUGGCCUCCAUGGCGGCAGCCCCCCACGGCCAGCAGAUGCUGAGUAGCGCCCGCCGCAGCUCGGACGGGGGAAUGCCCUACGCCAAGCUGCUGGGUGGUGUGGCAGGCUUCGACGGGAACCAGCUCUUCGGGGCCCUGCAGGGCCUCAAAGCAGCGUCGAGCUGGAGGGAAGCUGCGAACGCGCACCUGAGGAGAAUGAGCUCUGGAGGUGAAGAUGAGGUUCCGCACUCGGACGGGGGAAUGCCCUAUGCCAAGCAGCUGGGUGGAGUGGCAGGCUUCGGCGGGGACCAGCUCUUUGGGGCGCUGCAGGGCCUCACAGAAGAGUCGAGCUGGAGGGAAGCGAGGAGAGUGAAGUCUGGACGUGCUCGGGGCUUGACGGAGGAUGAAGAUGAGGAUGAGAACGAACACGAGGACGAGGACGAGGAUGAGAAUGAGGAAGACGAAGAUGAUGAUGAGAACGAACACGAGGACGAGGACGAGGAUGAGAAUGAGGAAGAAGCUUUGUCCAAGACGGCGUCACUUUGCGCGCUGGCGCAGGCCUUCCUCGCAACCCAACGACGCCAGGUGUCCUUGCUUCGCAUGAAGGUGCCGCCGCUGCCGCAGCUCUGGGCCUUCCUCACAGCCUUCGGAAACGGGAAGCCCAGGCCCCACAGAGUUCGCUCCAAGCAGCACCAAGCCCGGCACUUGGCGCGCCACUUUCAGGAGCUGUGCCGGCUUCAUUUGGGCCUGAGCACUCUCCAAGCCAGGUUGGAUCAGCUGCCUAACUUGCUGCAGCCACCCCUCGGGAAGGUCACAGAACUACAGCUCCCAGGAGUACUUGGCGACGGCGCGGAUGUGGUUGGCACAUAUGCCCAGAGCGGCGCGAUGGCAAGCUUAAAAGAGGCCGGCAGGAGAAUGGAGGAUAACGUCGAGCGGUGGCAGCUGGUUCGCAUCGGCCGCAUUGCCAUGCUGCAUCAGGACGUUUUCGGUAAAGACCGGCAGAAGUUGAGCCUCGUGAAGAGGGCCCGUAAGACUCGUGUGAACCUCAACCGGGUCUAUUCCAUCGGACCGCAGCGCGUUGAGGGCUUGCUGGAGGGGGCGGCGCGCGUGCGCCACCCCCAGCGCAUGUGGCAGAAACGAAAGUCCAGGCGGGCGCUUUUCCUGUCGGAGAUUUGGGCCUCAGCGGCGUCUUUGAGCCGCGGCGCCACGAUGCAAGCGGACCGCGAGGCGGCGGAGGCGAUUGGCGGCAUCGAUCCCGUGGCUGGGGGGCUGGUGCUCAUCCAUGGUACCGCCUCCCAGCACCGGCGCCUGAGACGGGGUGAGCUGACGGGCCUCAUCGAGGACUCCCAGGCAGACUUCCCUACACGAAGGCGCUGGCCGUUUUGGUUCAAUGCCUUUGUCAAGGCCCAGAUGGAGCCAGAGCUGGUGCUGCGCCUGGCCGAGCUCGCAGAUUGGGCCGACCAGGAACAAUGGUCCGGCCGUCUCGAGGGCUACCUCCAAAGGCACCAGCAGCGCAGCAGGCGAGCUGAGGCUGGAGAUUCGGACGCCUCGCAGCAAGGCCAAGCCUUCCAACUUGAGCCCAGGAAGAUCGCGCGGUCGCGGAGUUUCAAUCCCAAGCUCGCGGGCGGAUGGCUUCGCUGCCUCGUGGCGGCGGCGUUGCUGCUCUCCACCUGGGCAUUUCUGAUCAUCAACGUCGUCGAGGUGCCGUAUCCUGCGGACGUCUUCAGAGCCAGAAUCAGUGAUCACCAGCUGGGGCCAUAUGACCACCUGAGCAUGGCCAUCACCAUCAUCAGCUUACAGAUCUCUUCUUUGGUGGCCGCGCUGCUCAUCAUCCGCUUUUGCACGAGCUGCCAACGGGAUUUCGCCGUUCUCGCGACGGUAGCAUGGUCAGCUCAGGGGUUGCUGGCCCUGAAGUAUAUGCUGCACUUCUGGGGCGUUGAGCGAUCUGCGAACGCCGUGGGUUUGCUCGGCUUUCUGGCGGUGGGAUGGCAGAUGGAGUUGAUGCUCAUCAAGUUAGUCGUGGACUGCGAGAACGUGCUCUUCCGCAGCUUCGGGGCGCGGCGCCUGCUGCGGGUCCUCUACUGGGAGGCCGGCUGCAUCGCUGCCAUGAUCCUCCUUGCCAUAUCCUACGAUCUUUUGCCCCCAGAGCCACCGCUGGAGUUCCAGGUGGUGAGCUCGCUGGUCUUUUGGUCGGGCCUCUUCUUUGAGCUCUACUUCUGGGGAUUCAUGACCUGGACCUUGGGGGAUCUGGCGUGCGAGGUUGAGAAGGCGCACGCGGUGUCCAAGGAUGAGGACAACGCGGCCUUCCGAGCCAGCAGGAGGGUGCGCACCUGCCAGCGAAGCGUCAUGUUGGUGUGCUUCGCCCGGAUCUCCAACACCGCCCACAUUUUGCUCUUCGCGGGCUAUCUUUGGCCGAUCCCUGCCUCUUUGCGCAAAGACGUGUACCGCAUCACUGGGAACAGCCACGCCGCCUACCUCUUCGUAGACUCCGGGCUUUGGGCCAACGUGUGGUACCUGACUAUUACGCUGAGCUGCCUAGUGAUCUUUGGAGCGCCCUGGGCGGCUAAGGCUUUGAAGGACGAGGAGGAGCGCCGCGCAGCCCGGCGCAAGCAGCGCCAGGCCUCCUACGUCAGCAACCCCGCGGAUGACUGGCAGCGGCAGGUGGAGGAUUUAGCCCGGCGCGCCAUCACCUUGGACGCGCUGCUGCGCUUCUACCAGGGCCUCGGCAAGGAGUACAUGACCCACUUCGACCCCUCCUGGCACACCACAGACGACAUCGUCCGCCAGGUGAUCAUCCCCUUGUCGAAGGAAGAGGGCUCGGAUAUGGCCAAAGUGCUGAUGAAGGGGCAGAGGGUGCGGCCGGCGGCCAUGGUGACCCACACGUGGCGAGCGCGGUUCCGGGAUCUGGUGGCAGCAGUGGUGGCGGAUGCGCUGCACGAGACGGAGUACGGCCGAAUCGCGAAGCUGUUAGACGCCGACAUGGCCUUGGUGAGGCGAUGGCUGCGGAAGACAUCAGAGCUGCAGACUACCUAUUGGAUCUGCGCCUUCUGUGUGAACCAGCACGCCAGUAUUUGCACUCCCUCUUGGCCCAUCUUGGAUUCUUCCGGCAAGGAGGUUCCAGGCUGCGGGUGUGAACACCCCAAGUUCUUCAACACAGAUCAACCCUGCCGAAACGGCAUGAGCAUCCCCUGCGAGAUGAACAAGUUCUCGGAUAUGAUCGGCUGGCUUGCAGCCACUGACAGUACCUUCAUCCAGGUCAUUGCGACCGAUUCGGAGAUGGAGCUGUUUACCCGUGCCUGGUGUGUGGCGGAAGUCGCCGAGGCUUAUAUGAUGGGGGUUGGUCAGAAGUUGAAGAUAGAGAGCCAGGCAGCUCUCAAGCAGCGUUCGGCUGAGAUGAAGAAUUUGCGGAUCGAGGACAUGAAGGCGUCAAGGGUAGAAGACGUCCAGGAGAUUUUGGACCGCAUCCCGGAGAAGGCUGAGUUCAACCAGCAGCUCCAGCACCUCUUCGGGAAGCUUUUUCGGAACCUGUGGCAACUGCAUCCCUCGGAGAGGGUCAAGAUGGCGUUUCGAGAAGUUCGUUGGAAGCUGACACUUCCGAAUGCCGAUGACAAUCAGCACGGCGAUGAUGAGAACGAGCUUCAGAACGCAGAUGUGUGA